AAUGUUUCGCCGUUCCAUUUCUCAGAUGAUGGUAUUUUUACAGCAAAGAGCCGCGGUCACACUGGACAACGUGCACAAAAUAAAAAAAUCGAACUACAGGAUUAUCAACAAUAUAAAACCCCCGAAAUAUUUGAAAUACAUUGACUAGAUUUCGCUGCAAGUCGGUGGCAUCGGAGUCAGAAAUCAAUAAUCGCCGAGUUUUAGGUAACGAUGGUAAGCAAUGUUUUGUACUGCUCAGAGGAGUCUUUGUGAUUUGCUGCCACAAUUAGGACUGAAAAGUGAUAGAACACACUAAUCCUACGAUAAACAAGCACCGAUUUCCCCAGCAGCAGUCAAGAGAAACUCCCAUUUCCGUCGGUGAAAGGAACCAGUGGGGUCGCAAUUUCUGCGACGACAUCUCAUCUCGGACAAAGAACGCAUAGUUUUCUAUGAGCUGUGUGGAUCGUGAUUAACAAUUAAUGAGGUGUCCCUUUAUGACGCUGACGCACAGUUAUCGACCUAAGCAAAUUGUUAAAUCCAACCGAUAGCUAAUAACAAAGAAGGGAAAGAAAGAGAAAGAGCACAGCAAGGGACACAAAAAUAGCAGCACACCACCAUGACAAUCAAGCCAGUGAGCGCACCACCGAGCGCGAAACGCGUGGCUGGAAAUGUGGAUCCCGAUAACAAGGAGGCCCAGGUGGUUGUGGUGGAGCAGUCGGUGGUCAGCCAGACCCAUAACCAUGCCCACAACCACCGCAACGUCGUCAUAGAUGGGCAGAGCCCCCAGAGGCGUGGCGAGGUCUACGACGAACUGGCACGCACCCAUCGCUGCAGCCCACACAAGAGCACACGCUCGAAGCGUCGAGAUCACCACGAAGCUCAUGCACACCUCUAUAAACGCGAUCGUCUUGAGCGCGAGAAACUAGUCCAUCCGACGGCAGCGGCGGGCAGCGGAGCACCUGGUGUAACUGGCAGCAAAUGCAACAGUCCACCGUUGGCUUCAACUUCUGGCAGUAGCAGUCCGUCGGCGGUUGGCAGAAACUCACCCGAACACUUGGGACUGGGUUGCACCACGGUGCCCACAGCUCAGGUCCAGAUGUCUCCGGCUACGGCGGCAGCCAAUUUGCUAAAAACGGUGGAGGAAACCUUUUCCGGUUACAAUAGCGGCGAUGAGCACCUUCAGCCCAAAGAGCGAUUGAUUCCAGUGGAAGAGUGGCAGCGACGCGACCUGGAGUUCGCCAAGUGUAUGGAACAGCGCGGCUACGAACUUAAGCCUGUCGAGGAGGAUGGCGCCUGCCUGUUUCGCUCCAUAUCCCUUCAAAUAUACGGCGACGAGGAGAUGCACGACGUGAUCCGCCAGCACACUAUGGAUUACAUUCACGAGAAUCGGGAAUAUUUUGGUCAGUUCGUCACCGAGGACAUCAAUAGCUAUAUACAGCGUAAACGAGCUCGUGAUGCCCAUGGCAACCACAUUGAGAUCCAGGCUAUUUCCGAGAUCUACAGUCGUACCGUCGAGGUAUACUGCUACCAGUCAAAUCCCAUCAAUAUAUUUAACUCGGAACAGUCGCAGGCAGGCUAUCCUCCGCUGCGGUUAUCCUAUCAGCGCGGAUCCCACUACAAUGCUAUUUUGGAUCCCUACAACGCCACCGUUGGCGUGGGCCUGGGCUUGGCUGGAUACAAGCCCGAGAUCCAAACCAAAGAGGCUGCGCGUCUCAGCGAGCAGUUGGAGAUCGAACAAACCAUGUUUGAAGAUAAACUAAAGACAACAGACUGGGAGGCCACUAACGAAGCCAUUGAGGAGCAAAUUGCACGCGAGUCCUACCUACAGUGGUGCCGCGAGAAUAUGCAACGCUCGCGCAGCAGCAAUACGGCGGCAGGAUCAGCCACAUCCUCAACGGUUACCUCUGCAGAAGCGCUUACCGAUUCAGAUGCCUCGCCCUCAAAAUACUCUGUUUGUGGGGGCACCGGCAGCAGCGGUAAUACACCUGUGACAUUGACCAGCGGUAGUGGUGGUGAUGGCACAGGCCCCGCCUUUUCGCUGUCCCCUAAAACACUUAGUCAGUUUAGUCACAAGCUGCCGCCUGAGGUGAACGAGCUGGGUGGCUACGAUAGCGAUGCUACAGACAUGAGUAGUACCAGCUCGGUGGGACACUGCGGAGGCAGCUCAUCACCGAGCACAGCUGCAAGCCAACGUUCCGGCAAGGGAUCCAAGUCACAGCGUCGCACUACAGCGCUUAGAAAGAAGCGACGACACGAAACUCGCGAGGCGCCUUUGGCUAGCAAGAGCGCCGAGGCUCUGGAGGCUCCGCUGAGGAAGAGUCCAAAGCGCGAUUCAGCGCCAUCAGUGGCACGAGCUAACACGCCAGAGGCUGAGCAGCGUCCCUCCACCUCGAAGCAGUCGUCUUAUUCGCCACAGAAGAGCGGGGAUGGCCAGUCACCUAGGGAGCAGAGCUACUCCAGCUUUUACCAGGAGCUGCUCGAGGCAUCCUACGCCAAUGAAGGCGCCAACGAGAGCGAAAUGCUGCAGCAAGCCAUCCAGAUGUCCACACGCGAUUACAUGGAGGACCAAAAACGAAAGUUUCUUUGCGGACCGUAGAAGGUCAUCCAAUAGACACUCCUCGUUCUUUGUACAGUGAUUUAGCAGUUAUUUUCGCAACAAAAUGAAACACAGAACUUACCAAAACAAAAAGCAAAAAACGAAAUACGCAGAAAUUAUUCGAUCUUGAAUGUUGAUGAGUGGGCGUGAAACGAAGUUUGCGAUUCGAGCAAUUGUCAUCGUAGCACACCCGCAUUUGCACAUUAACAUUCUCACAUAACACUAUCCCUAUAUAUAUUAUAAACAUAUAUUUUUAAUAAGGCCUCGUUGUAUAAUCACUAGAACUAAAAUUAAAAAAAAAAUAUGUUAGGUUCAUUUUUAAUUUUUUGAUUCAUAUGUGUAUAAAGCACAAACUCCACCCUGCGCGUUUUUUUUACCAAGAACGAAUAUACCCUCCACACCACGUCCCUUUUCCCAUAAAAUUAAUGCAUACUUUGUAAUUCGUCAUAACGUUAAGCUUAGAAAAGUACGCACGAAAGAACGGUAAAUCAAAACUGCUCGUACAUAAAUAAAGGAUAUACAACUAACACAUGGACAUAUACAGAAUACGGAUAAUAAUACGGAUAACGCUAAUUAAUUAUUUAAUUGACUACAAUGAAUGGUGCAUAAUAAUCGUAAUUUAUGAGUACUCUAAAUAAAGCAAAUAAAUAACCCCAAGGAAAUAAAA
Molecule: messenger RNA, 3242 nt
Organism: Drosophila erecta
Lineage: Eukaryota; Metazoa; Arthropoda; Insecta; Diptera; Drosophilidae
Gene: Duba
Product: OTU domain-containing protein 5-B
Exons: 9
Coding region: 596-2575 (659 amino acids)
Biological process (GO): protein deubiquitination
Molecular function (GO): K63-linked deubiquitinase activity; cysteine-type deubiquitinase activity
Source: RefSeq, a predicted model, not a curated record